Molecule: messenger RNA, 4322 nt
Organism: Coregonus clupeaformis (lake whitefish)
Lineage: Eukaryota; Metazoa; Chordata; Actinopteri; Salmoniformes; Salmonidae
Product: integral membrane protein GPR155
Exons: 17
Coding region: 704-3259 (851 amino acids)
Biological process (GO): transmembrane transport; intracellular signal transduction; G protein-coupled receptor signaling pathway
Cellular component (GO): membrane
Molecular function (GO): G protein-coupled receptor activity
Source: RefSeq, a predicted model, not a curated record
GUUGCACGAAACAGGCCACAAAGGAGAAUGGUUAGCGCUAAACGGAAUCAUUGGGACGUCAUAACCUAAACCCUAACCUUAACCCCUACCCUUACUCUAACCUUAACCCUUACCAUUUUAAAUUUCAACUUCAAUGGGGUGACGUCAGAGUUGUGACGUCCCAGGGAUACCAUACACCAAAUGAGAAUAGCAUGUGUUUGUAUUACCGUUAGCUAGCUGUCAACAGCAAUAGAUAGGACGAAUUUGACUAUAUAACUACAUUUUAAUAAAAAAAAACGACAAUCGCGUGUUAAAUAUGCAAUAUCUCGUCGCAAGAUGUCUAAGGUAUGACGCUUUUAUCUUGUAUUUUCGCAAUAUGUUUUUGGCAAGCGAGCGAGCUAGCUAGAUGUAACUGUUAGCAAAGAACAGCAUGCUAGCUAGCUACAGUACCUAGCUCCAAAUCCAAUAAUUGACAUCGUUCAAGACUUCACGAGCUACACGUAUAAAACGUUAAUCUCUCUCCUCACAUGAUGAAAUCCCCCAUGACUAUUUUUGAAAGCAGUUUCAAGGCACAGUUGGGAGUAGGCUAUAACGCUAUAUUAUCUGUGGGCAUUACGGAUGUGUUAGCCUGAACUGGUGCCCAGCACGACUGUUCUGUACUCAGAUAUCGAAAGGUAUUCCUAUCUGUGAAGUAAUUUAGUGCUCAUUCAACCACAAAACAAGCAUGGAUACCUACGUAGCCAUCCAUGGCAAGAACAUAUCCCACAACCCCCUCUCCUCCACCCAAGCCAUGUCUAUCGACAAGCUCUUCCCGGCUCUCCUGGAGUGUUUUGGGAUCAUCCUGUGUGGAUACAUCGCCGGUAGGACCGACAUAAUCACCUCCUGUCAAGCUAAAGGACUGGGGAACUUUGUGUCUAAGUUCGCCCUUCCGGCGCUGCUCUUCAAGAACAUGGUUCUGUUGGACUUUAAUAAUGUGAUCUGGUCGUUCCUGUGGAGUAUCCUGAUAGCCAAGGUGUCGGUGUUCGUCCUGGUGUGUGUUCUGACGCUAUCCGUGGCCAGUCCAGAGAGCAGGUACAGCAAGGCAGGACUCUACUCCAUCUUCGCUACGCAGAGCAACGACUUCGCCCUGGGGUAUCCUAUUGUGGAGGCCCUGUACAGGAACACUUAUCCGGAGUACCUGCAGUACAUCUACCUGGUGGCUCCUGUCUCCCUGAUGUUGCUCAAUCCCAUAGGGUUUGCCUUCUGUGAGCUCCAGAAGUGGAAGGACCACCCAGAGAGACAGCAGGGGAAGUUGCAGAUCAUCGGAGUGGUGCUGCUGCAGGUACUGAAGAACCCGAUAGUGUUCAUGGUGGUGGUAGGGAUGGUUUCCCACUUUGCCCUGGGCCAGAGGAUCCCUGCUGUGAUGGAGGAGUUUGUGGACGGCCUGGCCAACUCCUUUGGAGGAGCAGCUCUCUUCUACCUGGGACUAUCUAUGGUGGGACAGGUGGGGAAGCUCACCAGGUCUACUGGAGUAACCCUUAUCCUCCUCAUCACUGCCAAACUGCUGGUGAUGCCUCUUCUCUGUAAGGACAUGCUGGACCUGCUAGACUCUACAGGUUACAACAGCAGCUGUCUGAACCACUCCAGCCUGUCUAACUAUGCCUUUCUCUACGGAGUGUUCCCUACUGCUCCCAGCGUAGCCAUCUACGCAUCACACUACAACAUGGAGCUGGAAGUGGUGACGUCAGGGAUGGUGAUCAGCACGUUCCUGUCUGCCCCCAUCAUGUACGUGUCAGCCUGGCUCCUGACCAUCCCCCUGAUGGACCCCAAGCCCCUGGUCACUGAGCUGCAGAACGUUAGCUUCAACAUCAGCAUCGUCAGCCUGGUCGCCCUGGUGUGGACCAUCGCUGUUAUUCUGCUCAGUAAGAAGUUCAAGAGGCUCCCACACAUGUUCGCUAUGAACCUCUUCCUCGCACAGUUCCUAGUUUGUGUCAGUAUGAUCCUGUGGAACUUCGUAGUGAAGCAGGAGGACAUCUUGGGACAGGUGUUGACAUUCACACUGCUCUAUGGAUCACUCUACAGUACAUAUGUCUGGACAGGUCUCAUUCCUCUCUGUUUGGUUCUGACCAAGAAGGACGAUCUGCUGAGGCUUCCACCUGGGGUCUUCAUGGUCUUCGGCUGGGGCAUCCCAUUCCUCAUCCUAGGAGGUCUGCUCCUGGCAGGAGAGAGGAUGCCUGAUACAAUAGACUCUGCAUUCUUCUAUGGCAGGGCUCAGAUCAUCAGUACUGCAGUUGUAGUCUCCUGCAGCAUCUUGGUGGGUGGUUUCUCUCUGAUGGGUCUCAGCCAGAGCACCAAGGAGAACCAGAACUACCAAGCCCUGGAGAGAGCCUCCAUCACGGGUACUAUAGAGGACCUGAGGUCCCCUGGACACCAGGAUGACCAGACCCCCCCACUGGAGCCCUCACCACCUGAGACCAGCAACAACAGAGACUGUUGUAGUUGUACCCAGCCCAUGGCAGACAGGAUGGUCAGCGCCACCAGGAACCACACUCCCACCUCUCCAACAGGCCAGGGUGGGGUGCUGUGUGAAACCCAGCAGCAGCAGUCUAGUCCACCGGUCCAGGAUGACAGACAGCUGGUCAGACACGUACUGUUGUCUCUACUCCUCAUAGUCUCCCUGCUGGCUAACCUGUCCAGUUGUCUAUGGUGGUUGUUCAACCAGGACCCUGGUAGACUGUACCUGGAGCUGCAGUUCUUCUGUGCUGUGGCCAACUAUGGACAGGGCUUCAUUUCGUUCGGUAUCUUUGGCCUGGACAGGCAUCUGAUCAUUCUGCCGUUCAAGAAGAGGUUAGUGAGCCUGUGGCGGGGCAGGGAGAGUGAGGAGCCCCCCUCGGUGGUUCCAGAGGAGAUCAGGCUGGCCUGCACUCAGUUUGUCCGCUAUCAUAAAGACCAGUGUGUUCAGGACAUAGUGCCCAUCAGAAGGUGUGAGGGAGAGAGGGUUCAGGUUCAGGAGAGCUCCAGGGAGAGACCUGGUCAGGGGACUUAUCCUCCAUCCCAGGCCCAGACUAAGGCCACUUUCCUGGGCAGUGAUCUGGUGGACUGGCUGGUGAGGGUGGGUCUGGCCCGGGACAGAGGGGAAGCCCAGCUUUAUGGGGCUCAGCUCCAGCAAGGAGGGAUACUGCAACACCUCACACACCAGUUUGGCUUCAGGGACGACACCCUCCUACACUACUGCUUCACUGAGAGGAGCUGGACGCCACCGAUGGAGAGGAACAGCAGUAUGUCCCCCGUGGCCAUGUAACGUUCCCGGGGAGGGGGAGAACGGGGGAGAACGGGGGAGGAAGGGUGUAUCACUAUUCAGCAGUGUUGUUGUCAAGUCACUAAACCUUGACUCCUAAGUCCUGGAUUUGAAUAUUACAACACUGCUAUUCAGUAAGAUGAAACGUUCAGAAAGUUGCAGCUGGAAAUGUAACGAGAUAGAGCUGACACGAUUUAGCGUUCCCAUUUCCAAAUAUCAUUCAGACAAUCAUAUCUGUUCUAUGUGAUACAUUUCUAUCUGAACAUUUCUGUAACGUUUGCGCCCUCCUGAAUGGACCCCAGAAGAGAGAAAGAUGGUGUUUCCAGGCUCUGGUCAAUAGUAGUGCACUAUGUAGGGAAUAGGAUACCAUUUGGGAAGCAUGAAGUGACAGCGGCCACUUGAGUCAGCCACUAUCCCAGCUGAACCAAUCAGAUCCACACCCUUAACCAGCUCCGGGAUUUCAUACAGACUUCUUUGCAUGACAUUAAGAAGUCUGCGCUGGCUAAAAUGAGACUAUUCAACUAUUUAAUAUGCAACUGAACUGCCGUGUUGUUUUGUAAGACUACUGUUGUAAUGUACUUGAAAGUCAUGAAGGUUUAAAUGUUUUUUCCCCCACUAUGUUAUGUUACCAGUACUAUCACUCUAUCUGGCUCAACUUGAGGUACAGCAGAUCUAUGACACGUCAUUUCAAAGCGAGAGGUGAGGCCUUGAAAACCACCUUGUAGAUCAUCGCUGAUUCAGUUUUUAAAGGCUAUGCAUUGACAUUGUUUCCUGGAACACAUGCCCUGCCUGGUUAAGUAUGUAUGCCCAAAUAGACAGCGUGUCCACGUUCUGUGUGGAACACAAGUGUAGAAGUGUAUGUUUCUGGUGCUCAUGUUAUGCCAAUAAUGAUCAUUCAUAUGCAUUGCUAUUUAUUGUUCCGAAUAUCAUGUCACCAUACUCUGGUAUGUUGUCCUCCUGAUGAGGUUUUAUCAAUGUGAUACAAAUGUCUUUGUGUAUUAACAAGCAGGCUUAGUGAGUUUUUGCACUUAACACUGAAUGAUCUUGUUUAAAUUACUCCUCACAU